AUGUGGUUUUUUGGAUCGAAAGGAGCAUCUGGAUUCUCGUCUCGUUCCACAGCAGAAGAAGUCACACAUGGAGUUGAUGGCACUGGCCUCACUGCCAUAGUCACAGGAGCAUCAAGUGGUAUAGGAAUCGAAACAGCACGUGUUCUUGCACUGCGUGGCGUGCAUGUGGUCAUGGCCGUGAGGAACACUGUCUCUGGUGCUAAAGUUAAAGAAGAUAUUGUGAACCAAGUCCCUGGGGCUAAAGUCGAUGUCAUGGAGUUAGAUCUCAGCUCAAUGGAUUCUGUCAGGAAAUUUGCAUCUGACUACAAAUCUACCGGUCUUCCACUCAACCUCUUGAUCAACAACGCCGGGAUAAUGGCAUGUCCUUUCAAGCUCUCUAAGGACAACAUCGAGAUGCAAUUUGCAACCAACCAUUUAGGUCAUUUUCUGUUGACGAAACUUCUGCUAGACACAAUGAAGAACACAUCACGUGAAAGCAAAAGAGAAGGAAGGAUUGUUAAUGUUUCAUCAUCAGGUCAGCGUUACACGUACCCUGAAGGAGUCCGCUUUGAUAAGAUCAAUGACGAGUCAAGUUACAUUAACUACCGAGCUUAUGGUCAGUCUAAACUCUGCAAUAUAUUGCACGCCAACGAGCUUGCCAAGCAACUGAAGGAAGAUGGAGUCAAUAUAACAGCAAACUCAGUUCAUCCAGGAGCUAUUAUGACAAAUCUCUGGCGCCACCUCAACAGCUAUUUAGCUGUGGCUGUUGUUUCAGUGGCUAAAUAUAUGUUCAAGACUGUUCCGCAGGGAGCAGCAACAACAUGCUAUGUGGCAUUGCAUCCUCAGGUGGCAGGAGUUACAGGAGAAUACUUUCUAGAUAACAACAUUGGUAAACCAUUGCCAAUUGCCAAAGAUUCAGAGUUGGCCAAGAAGCUUUGGGAUUUCACCAAUAAGCUUACGGAUUCGCAGUCCGGAGAAACUAGCUCUUGA
Molecule: messenger RNA, 969 nt
Organism: Microthlaspi erraticum
Lineage: Eukaryota; Viridiplantae; Streptophyta; Magnoliopsida; Brassicales; Brassicaceae
Source: the annotation of a GenBank genome assembly